This is a messenger RNA of Etheostoma cragini (Arkansas darter), 4828 nucleotides long. It is a transcript of the gene fbxo30a, whose product is annotated as F-box protein 30a. The transcript has 3 exons. The coding region runs from base 288 to 2504 and encodes 738 amino acids. Gene Ontology annotation, molecular function: protein binding; zinc ion binding; ubiquitin protein ligase activity. The record is from RefSeq and is a predicted model, not a curated record. Lineage: Eukaryota; Metazoa; Chordata; Actinopteri; Perciformes; Percidae.
ACAGGAUCAACACAAACGCCAACUGACUAGACUACUAGAGAGAAACGAAGGACUCACAACUGAAGAACCUUUCACAGCCAACUCAUAGUAUAAGACGAUUGACACCUUUAAUACUGUGAGAUGCUUAUGUAGCUGUAUAUACCACGUUGCUGGUGUCGACGGCGCUGAUAUAACUAAAUAAGUACUGUUAAAAUACACUUGGAGGACCCCGUAACUCGGGGUUGACCACUUUGCCUCUAUUCCCUGCACGAACCAAUUUGGGCAAGAAGCAAUACAGUAGGAAAGAAAUGGAGAGCCUGCACUCCCACUGCCUUAAAUGCAUCAACAGAAGAUGCAUGGUAAGACCAGAGAAGGAUGUUUGCUGCAACCUCAUCGGCUGUCCUCUUGUCUGUGGGGCAGUUUUUCACUCAUGCAAACUAGAGGAACACCAUCUACUGUGUCCAUAUGAACGUCUGCCAUGCCUUAACAGCGUGUUUGGCUGCCCUUUCACUAUUACAAGGAUCAAAAUGGCACAACACCUUGAGACGUGCCCAGCAAGUAUAGUGUGUUGUACUAUGGAGUGGAAUCGCUGGCCUGUAAGCUAUACUGAUCGCAAGUCUUAUGAAAACUUGAGCAAAGACUUUGAUGAAGUGGAGCAGCUAGACAUGGCCUUGGCUCUGCAGGAUCAGAGGAUGUUGUUGGAGUCUCUAAAGGUCACAACCACUGUGUCAAGGAAUGGAGAUAAGGAAGCAGGUGAAAGUGACAAAAUGGCCACAGCAUCAAGUCUACCGGAGACCGUGUUGGGUAAUGUAACAGUGGCAAUGGACGAGGCACCGUAUAAUGGGUUGUAUAGAGCCUCAGUAGAGACAAGCAGAAGUUUAGCAGCAGCCUUGGACAUCAUUGCUAAUGUCAAGGAUAUUGAUGUAAUUGUUGGAAAUUUAAACGGGGAAAAGACUGUUAAGAAUGGAGCACUCCACAAUGGAGAAAAUGGAGAUAGUCAGAAUGUCUGUGUUGCAGAGGGUGGGAAGAAUGUAAAUAUGCAGGAGAAUGACUCUGAUUCAGAGUGUGAGCUUGGUGCAGUAGGUGGAGUAGAUUGCGCAGUCGGGACAGAUGGAGAAGAGGAUUGUAUCAGCUGGGCAGAAGAAACUGAUUUUGUUGAUGGUUUUUUUGAAGAGAAGGAAGACCUUAUCGCGGAGCCAAUAAAUGAUUCCAACCUUGUCUGGCCACAGAUGCCUCAGAAUGACAUGGCUGUCGUAGCACUGGAACCUCCUGUGCCCCAAAUAGCUCCAGUUCCGCAUCCAAUGCCAUUCCUGCUGUCUGAUCACGUGAGAAAUAACUUCUUACAACACUUACCUACUGAACUCAGGUAUAGAUGUUUAGAGCGUAAACUACAGAAUGUGGAAGUUCUUAGAGGAAUAAGUAUGUUUACAUUUAAUGGACGUCGGGCUCUGCUGUCAGACCCUUACUUGUUUCGAGCAAAGAUGGAGGACAAGUCAGUAGACACGUCUGACCUGGAGGUAGCAGAUGACCCCAUGGGCCUCCACGGCAUUGACCUCAUCACUGCAGCUUUGCUCUUUUGCCUCGGCGACUCUCCAGGUGGCAGGGGCAUCUCAGACAGCAGGUUUGUCGACGGCUACCACAUUGACUUUGGUACUCAGACAUUCUCAUUCCCUUCAGCCAUUCUUGCAACCAACACCAUGGUGGGAGAUAUUGCUUCUGCCUCAGCCUGCGAUCACGCCAGCCCACAGCUCUCCAAUCCAAGCCCCUUCCACACGCUCAGGCUGGACCUGGUGCUCGAAUGUGUGGCUCGAUACCAAACAAAGCAGCGCUCCAUGUUCACAUUUGUGUGUGGGCAGCUGUUCCGGCGGGAUGAGUUCUCGUCUCAUUUCAAAAACGUUCACGGGGAUAUUCACGCCGGACUCAAUGGCUGGAUGGAGCAGCGCUGCCCCUUGGCCUACUAUGGCUGCACCUACUCCCAAAGACGGUUCUGCCCGUCUGUACAGGGCUUCAGAAUCAUCCACGACCGGCACCUUGGCUCCUUUGGGGUUAAGCCUGGUUUGCCCUUAAAGACGGGGGACAACCUUCCAAGAAAAACCUGCCGCUUUGACUCUCGGUACGAUCAGUUCAGCAGCCUUCCGUUUGAAGUGUUGCAACAUGUAGCAAGCUUCCUGGACAGCUUUAGCUUGUGCCAACUGUCCAGAGUGUCACACACCAUGAGGGAUGUGUGUGCCAGUCUGCUCCAGAUGCGUGGCAUGGUCGUCCUGCUGUGGGAGAAGAAACGGCGUCCUGAUGGGUCAACUUCAUGGCAGAUCACAGACAAGGUGUGGCGAUUCAGCACAGCUUUUGGUACUGUGAAUGAGUGGAAGUUCGCCAACAUCGCCAGCAUGGCCGACCACCUCAAGAAGUGCAAGUUCAAUAUGAUUUCCCGUCGGGAAGAGGCAAUCCCGCUGCCAUGCAUGUGUUUCACCAGAGAGCUCACAAAGGAAGGAAGGUGUUUACGCUCAGUUCUAAAACCAGUAGCAUAAGGGAUUUUAAAAGAUGAGGUCAUCUUAUGGACUUUCCUGAGACCAUAAGAACUCCAAUACGUGUGUAUUUUCCUCCAGUGUUUACAGACAUUAGUCUCUUCCAACCUCAAAAUGAUAACUCCUGGUUGGACGUUACAAACUGUUGGUUGUUCUUUGCUUCACAGUGAAAAGUGUCCCCACUCCCCUAAAUAAGACAAAGCCAGUAAUGGGUCGAUUUAUACGCAUGUGCUGCAAUCACAGAUCGGGACUGUAAACAAGCAAAUACAAUUGCUCGCCUUGUAUCGUCCACUCGGAUGGAUUUAAUAAUACUAGUGUACUAAAGUUGUAACCUUAUCUGCUCCGACAUUGUGAAACUAGCUAGAUGUUUUGAUAUAGAAUUUUUUUAUUUUUAUAUCAAAAAGUCAAUACUCUGUUACAACAGGGGUAAGCGUACAGCCUUAAUUUAUCAUGAGGUUGUUGGAACAUCUCAGUGAGAUUUCUCUGCUGCUUCCAGCUGGAACAGUUUACUGGUAUCUUGCACAGUUUUGUAUCUAAUCCUGAUACCUAGAGUGACCACAUUUGUACUGCUUAGACCUCGUAGCUUUCAUGGCUUUAAUUCUACAUUCUUAGACUGACCAAACAUCUGUGGUAGCGGUGCAGAAUGUAUGCCACUUUACAGGAUGGUCAUACUUUAUUCACUGUGGGUGUGGAUUUUUUUGUUGACCAGCAUGUCACCAUCAUGUUUGGUGUUUUAAAUGUAGUGUGUUUUGUGGUUUGGCACAUUUAACGCAGUAAUAAAAGGUGGUCCAUCUUCCUUUUCUCAUCACACUGACUAUUCAGGUGAGAGAUGAAGUAACACUAUUGACCAGCCAAACGGCAGUGCAUUUUUAGCUGUGCUUGGCUUGUGGUUUGUUCUACCAGCUACUUUAACAAGUAACCAGCAAUUGUUUGUAGGUUUCAUACAAAAAUCUAAAUGUAGAAUGUAAAAUGAUGAAUGUACUCAGUAACUAUAAGACUCCAUCAGUGACUGGUUAGCUUGGUUUGUCUCCCUCAGUGUCAGACCUCAUUAAAUCCUGCAGGCCAGGUUUUAAGAAAUGUCACAGGCACACACUUCCCUCCAGUAUUGAGCAUCACUAAUUAUGUUCUCUUCAUUGUUUAUCACGGUUGUAUGUUUCUGUCAUAUGUCCGCUGUGUUCAAAUGUUGGCGUCUCAGGGUUGUGCUGUAAAGCUGUGUCGCGCAGUCAAUUGUGCUGAGAACAAUAUGAAGACUUGUCAGCUACUUGAUUUUGUGGUCUUAGAAAAAGUGACUGGUGUACCACUCAGUAUUAUAAUAUCAGUGUGUUGCAGUGCUGGACUAACAAAUUACAUGUUUGUCAUCCGUCAGCGCCGUGUUUAUAACCGAGUAACUGAAAUAGGUUGUCAGUAGAAAUGCUGCUUGAAUCUUCUUUGGAGUGCUCAGACUUGCUCAACGCAUUUUUUAAAUUAUAAUUUUGUUUGGGAUGAAGAAAUAAGGUCUGACAACACAUUACAAAAUGACAUGUUUUACUCCCAUUAUGUGAGAAAAUCAAAUGUUUUGCAAUGUGGAUUAGAAAUUGGUCGACAAUGUCACCAAAUGGUAAUCGAUUACUGUUAGGAAUUGAGUGGAUAUUCCUUUGAGGAAUUUGUGUGAUUUUAUUGUUUUUAUAUAUUUUUUAAAGUUUGAUGUAAAGCCCAAGCGGUGACGGAACUAAGCUCUUUUUACUCUAAUAAGUCCCAAUUCCCGUUUGGUUCAUUUCUUAUUUUUUUUGUACUGGUACUUUUAUUUUGAAGAAAACAAUCCUGCCUCUGUAAUGUUUAGAUUUGUAUUAGAAGUAUUGAUUUGCACAUGAAGGCAUGUACUGUACAAUUUGAAUUCUAAUGCUGAGGGAUUCUCUUAGCUCAAGUAGCAGGAACUUUACUCCCUGAUGUUUUGCAUGUGAGUUUGAUGUCUUUGAAAAAUGUUCAACUGUAAACACAUUUAUACAGAUUAUAUAUCUCAGGCACAGUGGAUCGGUGUAGUACAUUAGUCCUUUUUUUUUUAAAACUUGUGUCGUAAUGAACAUUGAGCCAGAUCUGAUCACUUGCCCUCAUUCUUCAGGUUUAGUGGGUGGAUUGGAACGGAGGACCUGAGCUGAUCAGUGUUCUAUUGAGGUUCAUGCAACAUUAAGACAAAUGGAUUGCAGGAACACCUGGAGUGUAUCAACGUUUUAUCAGCAUUUUAACAUUUGUUUUCACUCUUAAUAAGUGUAUUUUUCACCAAAAUAUGCCAGCUUCAUUUGUUUGACUUCUGAAGCAUUUUAAUAAAGAGACUCUCCGUUUUUAAAAGU